Brassica rapa (field mustard) is the source of this 417-nucleotide messenger RNA. RefSeq lists its product as uncharacterized. The record is from RefSeq and is a predicted model, not a curated record. NCBI's taxonomy places the organism in Eukaryota, Viridiplantae, Streptophyta, Magnoliopsida, Brassicales, Brassicaceae.
AUGUGUGUGUUGUGUGAAGAAAGCCAGGAGACUUGCCAGCAUUUGUUCUUUGGAUGUAGAUAUUCGGCUAAAAUCUGGAAAGUUCUAGUUGGAGGCAUCAUGAAAGAAGCAUUUACUCUGAACUGGAAUGACAUUAUUGAGAUGAUAGCGAACUCCAGCUACACAGCUACUAAGACAUUCCUUAUCCGGUAUGCUUUCAAAGCUCUAGUUCAUAGCAUAUGGCGAGAAAGUAAUGGGCGUAGACAUGGGAAGCAGUCAAAAGAUGAACAGGUUCUGAUCAAAUGUGUUGAUAGAACAAUCCGACUGAAACUGCUAUCAGUUAAAGGGAAGGGGAAGAAAUAUUUGGAAGAAGGUCUAUGUACUUGGUUUGGAACAAGAAUACAAGACUCAACUAUAAAUUGGUUAGAAUGGAACUAA